AACCUAUUACCAAACGCUGAAGGCGAGUUCUGUAACAUGUUGCGGUCUCCAUACAUGAUCCUGUUGUCUCACUGCAGAGAGGGGCUGUUACAUCACUGAGACAACAAUGAAGUCCAUCGCCUGUAUCUCUUCGUCUGUCAGAGCUGCGUGUCAGCACACCUCAGCGUGUUUCCCGUUCAGUCGUGGUCUAAUUCGUUGCACUGCGGUGGGAAGAUGCACUCAUCUGGAUUCUGCCGGCACAGCUGUAAUUGUGCAACAACCGUGCGUAACGGGUGCGCGUUCUUUCCACAGCAUGCGCAUAAACGCAGCAGCGGCCCAGCAGGUGAGUGCAGCCCCUGUCCUCACCCCGGUGUCCCUACCAGAGAAAAGAGACGAUGAACUGACUGUGUACCGGAGUGUAAGACGCAUGCCAGUUAAAACAGCAUUGGGAUCAGCUCCACGCCUCUCGCCAUACACCCCAUACAUCAAAACACAGGGCCAUGUGACCACAUUAGUCAAUAUCCAAUCUCUGUUUGAAGGGGAUGUGAUCCCUGAGCUGUGCUCCAGGCUGGCAGACCUCCCCAGCAAUGACAGGGCAGAGGGACUAGCUACUUUACUUGGAGCAUGUGUUGAAUUUGGCUUGGAAGCCCACAACCCUCUGGUCCUCAAACUGAUGAAGGAGUGCCUGGAGCUCCUCUCCAACAGGGACAUCGAGGUGGCACAGCUCUGCCACCUGGGUGAGGUGGCACAUGUCCUGGAAGGCCGCCAGUCAGCGAUGGUGACAAAGGUCCUGGACUCCAUAAGUUUUGCUAUAGAAGAGGAUGUUGUGUCUCCCAGUGAGGCCAUCAGAGUCUACUCCCUGCUGGCUCGGUGUUACAAUCCUGCCAGCCAGCAGCAGACACUCACGCUAUCCACUUUGCACAGACACACACAGAGGCUGGUUCACAGACUGAAGGCCAGUCAAGUCAGCGAUAUUCUGCAGGCCCUGGUGAAGUUACAGCAGAGACAGGCCAUUUCCCUGGUGCUGAGGCUGAGUCACAGGGCAUCACGGGUCUUUAAAGUUUUCACCGACAAUGAAAUAAUAAAGGUUCUCUCUGCCCUGAUGGUCCUGGGACAGCAUCAUGAAGAGCUCUUGGCUGCUAUGGAGAAACACCUGCCAGAGAGGGUGGGAAUGUGUGAUCCAGAACUGAUCAGUACUGUCAUGGAGUACUGUCUGCAAAUGAGGUGCCGCUCUGAGCCGAUCUUCGAGGUUGUGGCGGAGAACUUUGUGUGCCACGCUGAGAGGCACACCACCCUUCAGAUAGCCAAACAGAUUGUUGCCAUGGGGAGACUCAACUACCUGCCACAGUGCUCCAGUCAGAUGUUUAAGAAGCUCGAGAGCAUUUUAUCAACAAGGUUUUCCCAGUUCCAGCCUCGCUCCCUGAUCGAGGUGCUGCACGCCUGCAUCCACCUGGAACGUUUUCCGCUCAACUACAUGUCCAAAGUCUUCAGUCCAUACUUCCUACACAGGCUACAAGCACAGGAGGAGCCAUUGGACAAGAAUGCCCUGGGACAACUGACACAGCUCCAUCUCUCCACCUCAUUAGAGUGUAAAUACUACUGGGGCCCCAGACUGCCUUACUUCUUCCAUGUGAAGAAGUUCUCCUCUAUGGAUGAGGCCUUUGAGACACCUAUGGAUAGUCUCUUGUUCAAACACGUCAAAGGGCCGCUUACCAAGUUGCUGGGAGGGAAGUUUUAUUCUACCAAUAUCUUUACUUCCAGUGGAUACACUGUAGAUGUGGAGAUAAGCCUGGAUGAGGAGGGAUAUGUUCUGCCUCUUUCUCAGUGGGAUCACACAUACAGGAGGAUGGCACUGUGUUUAGAUGGUCAAAAUCGUUUCUGCAGCAACACUGAACACCUGCUGGGGAAGGAAGCCACUAAGAGGAGACACCUCCGCAGCUUGGGCUACGAGGUGGUGCAGAUCCCAUACUUUGAAUUUGACAAGCUGAGCACUCAAAAGGAACAGGUCCAGUAUCUUCACAACAAGAUCUUUCCCACCAUCUUCAAGUUCAACCACUGACCUCAGGACCUCACAAGUUCAGUAGAAGACCAAUCAGAGGUUCCUCAGUGACUUUUAAUGGUUGAUCCUUAUGUUACUGUACAAAUAAACCAUCCUUCCAAUGGACUGGAUGGAAAAAUAUAAUAUAUUAUAAUAUAAGAUAGAAGGCUUAGCAGAAAAUGGCAAAUAGUUUCACCUGUGGUAUUCAGCUUCAGCACAGACGUACCCUAAUGGGAGGAAACUAGUCUUACUGUCCAGAAAAAAAGCAUUAAAGCAGAUUAAAACAUUUUGCGAGCAUAUACUGUAAGUGCCCAGUAGUAUAGGCAUAAUCUAACUGAACUUACUGUAAAAGAAAUAUAUGAGUGAGCUUCUGGCAUUUUUAUUUGUUCCCAUGUGCCUUUAUUUUUUGUCAUUAAUGAAACAACCUGCCUUGAUUUUAGCAUCAAAGAAGAAAAAUAUCAAUAAAUAGUUUUGUAAGGAUUUAUUAAGUGAAAGGAGAGACUGGGUAUGAGUAAUUUUCCUCUGUUAAAAGAUUUUAAACAAAAGAUGAAGACGAAUAAAUUCACAACCCAGGGCCUAAAGAGGAUUAGCUUAGCAGCUGGAGUACUACUUCCCUGGCUCCUGUCACAUUUUAUAUUUGCACCUUAUGACUCGAAUGCAGUACUUCUGUGACUGUAGUUACACUGACUUUAUCACUGAUAUCAAGGAGCAAAAUUAGUGAAAAAUAAUUCUGCUAUUAAUUUAUUGUGUUGUUAAAUGGACAUGAAAGUGAUUAUUUAUGCAGUUCAUUUGAAUACAACUAUGUAAAUAUUGUGCCACAGUGUUGUUGCUUUAACUUUUGUGUUGUAUCCAAUCAGAUUUUUUGGGGGGGGGGGGGGGGGGGGGGGGUAGAGAAAAAAUAAUAUGGCCUCAUUUACGGGACAAGAUAUUCAAGU
Messenger RNA from Toxotes jaculatrix (banded archerfish), 2952 nucleotides. Its product is annotated as FAST kinase domain-containing protein 3, mitochondrial-like. Bases 107 to 2038 code for a protein of 643 amino acids. The record is from RefSeq and is a predicted model, not a curated record. Gene Ontology annotation, cellular component: ribonucleoprotein granule; mitochondrial matrix. The transcript is spliced from 10 exons. NCBI's taxonomy places the organism in Eukaryota, Metazoa, Chordata, Actinopteri, Toxotidae. Gene Ontology annotation, molecular function: RNA binding. Gene Ontology annotation, biological process: mitochondrial RNA processing; regulation of mitochondrial mRNA stability.